Messenger RNA from Siniperca chuatsi (mandarin fish), 4888 nucleotides. It is a transcript of the gene ankrd28a, whose product is annotated as serine/threonine-protein phosphatase 6 regulatory ankyrin repeat subunit A. Lineage: Eukaryota; Metazoa; Chordata; Actinopteri; Centrarchiformes; Sinipercidae. The coding region runs from base 623 to 3928 and encodes 1101 amino acids. The transcript is spliced from 29 exons. Gene Ontology annotation, molecular function: protein binding. The record is from RefSeq and is a predicted model, not a curated record.
UCACUUUCUCACUCACUCUCUCUGUCUGUCUCUCCCCCUCCCCCUCCUCUCCCUCUCUCUGUCUCUCCUUUUGAAAGAGCUGGCUUCAGCAGUCUGCCUGAAACAAGCGACGCAUACCCACACCAUUGGCUGCUACUGCCCCAUCCACGCUAAUCACAGGGUCUGUGUGUGUGUGUGUUUGCAUCUGAUGUGUGUGUGUUCCUGGCUGCAGCACAGCAGUGAGGAUAUGUAGCUUCCUGUGUGCUGCUAGGCAGCCCAAGCUCAUUCUGCCGCAUGCCGCUUACCGCCACCAUUACGCAGAGGAAUUCCCUGCUGUCUCCGCUACUGCUGCUCACAGAGAGUGCAAGUGUGGGUUAGGGAGAGGAGGAGACAUGCAGCAAAGCAACACUGACAGAUAGAGGACAGAGCUGGAUUUCACAUUGGAUUUUACAUGAAGAUGUGCAGUGUUUGUUUACGAGGAAGUCACUCUGUUUAUGGAAUUUAUUGCUGACCUUUGUGCUCCUGAAUUGCGCACGUAUGUAAGAGGGAACACUGUGUAUUUAUGUGUGUGUGUGUGUGUGUGUGUGUGAAUGAGUGAGAGUGUGUGAGUUAUUGUGUUGGUUUGUGUGAGUGUUUGUUCCUGAUGCGGUCAGAGCGGGCUAGCCGUGUGUGUAUCGUGGUGCUGGAGGAGGUGGAGGAGGAUGAGCCCUCUUCUUCACCCCCACCUCCUCUGCCCAAAUCGUCCCCAGACCGCAGAUCCCAUCAUGCCUCUCGAAGGGCUGCCGCUCAGGAGGACAAGCCGUCUCUGUUAAGAGCCAUCUUCAACGUGGAUCCCGAUGAAGUUCGCUCCCUCAUAUUCAAGAAAGAGGAUGUCAACAUUCAGGACAAUGAGAAGCGGACGCCUCUGCAUGCUGCAGCCUAUCUGGGAGAUGCUGAGAUCAUCGAACUGCUCAUCCUCUCAGGAGCCAGAGUUAAUGCCAAAGAUAACAAGUGGUUGACUCCUCUUCACCGAGCUGUCGCCUCUUGUAGUGAGGAUGCAGUGGCAGUGUUGCUGAAGCACAGUGCAGAUGUUAACGCCCGGGACAAGAACUGGCAGACUCCGCUCCAUGUCGCUGCUAGCAACAAGGCAGUACGCUGUGCCGAGGCUUUGGUCCCGCUGCUUAGCAAUGUCAACGUGUCUGACCGGGCGGGACGCACUGCCCUACACCACGCUGCCUUCAGUGGACAUGUAGAGAUGGUGAAGUUGCUGCUGUCCAGAGGAGCCAACAUUAAUGCAUUUGACAAGAAGGACAGGCGAGCCAUCCACUGGGGGGCCUACAUGGGUCACCUGGAGGUGGUGAAGUUGUUGGUGGCCAGCGGAGCAGAGGUCGACUGUAAGGACAAAAAAGCCUACACCCCACUCCAUGCAGCCGCCUCCAGUGGCAUGAGCAGCACAGUGCACUACCUGCUGAGCCUGGGGGUCCAUGUCAAUGAGGUGAAUGCCUAUGGCAACACUCCACUCCAUUUGGCCUGUUACAAUGGACAGGAUGUGGUGGUCAGUGAGCUCAUCGAUGCAGGGGCCAACGUCAACCAGGUGAACGAGAGGGGUUUUUCUGCUCUCCACUUUGCUUCCUCCUCACGCCAGGGGGCGCUGUGCCAGGAGCUGCUCUUGUCCCAUGGAGCUCACAUCAAUAUGCGGAGUAAGGAUGGCAAGACUCCCCUCCACAUGGCAGCUACCCAUGGAAGGUUCUCCUGCUCUCAGGCCCUCAUUCAAAAUGGAGCUGAGAUUGAUUGUGAGGACAAGAGCAGAAGCACUGCCAUUCACAUCGCUGCCCGCUAUGGCCAUGAGCUCAUCAUCACAGCACUCAUCAAACACGGAGCCAACACCGCCAAGAGAGGCAUUCAUGGGAUGUUCCCUCUGCACCUGGCAGCUCUCAGCGGCUUCUCAGAUUGCUGCAGGAAGCUGCUGUCCUCAGAGUUUGACAUAGACACCCCUGACGACUUUGGAAGGACCUGUCUACAUGCUGCUGCAGCUGGAGGGAACCUGGAGUGUCUGAACCUGUUGUUAAACAUAGGAGCGGACUUUAACAGUAAAGACAACUUUGGAAGGACUCCACUACACUAUGCAUCAGCCAACUGUAACUACCAGUGUGUGUUUGCCUUGGUGGGCUCCGGGGCAAGCAUCAAUGAGCUGGACCAGAGAGGCUGCAGCCCCCUGCACUAUGCUGCUGCAGCUGACACUGAUGGAAAGUGUAUGGAGUACCUGUUGAGGAAUGAUGCUGAUCCAGGAGUGAAAGACAAACAGGGUUACAGUGCAGUACACUAUGCCUCAGCCUACGGACGCACGCUCUGCCUGGAACUGAUGGCAAGUGAGACACCUCUUGAUGUGUUAAUGGAGACAUCAGGAAAAGACAUGGUGAGUGACUCAGAGAGCCAGGCCCCCGUCAGUCCACUCCACCUGGCGGCUUACCAUGGACACUGUGGAGCUUUAGAGGUCCUCUUGUCGUCCCUGCUGGAAGUGGACGUUUGCAGCCCAGAGGGCCGGACCCCCCUGAGCCUGGCCUGUUCCAGGGGUCAUCAGGAGUGUGUCUCCCUGCUGCUGCACCAUGGCUCCUCACCCAUGACCCGUGACUACACACACAAAAAGACAGCCAUACAUGCUGCAGCUAUGAAUGGCCACCCAGAGUGCCUGCGCCUGCUCAUAAGCAACAACGACCAACACAUUAAUGUGGACGCACAAGACACCAACGGACAGACUCCGCUGAUGUUGGCAGUGCUGAAUGGACACACAGAGUGUGUAUUUUCUUUACUCAGUCAAGGAGCCAGUGUAGAGAAUCAGGACCGCUGGGGUAGGACAGCACUACACCGAGGGGCGGUGACAGGCCAGGAGGAGUGUGUGGAGGCCCUCCUCCAGCGUGGGGCCAGUGUGUGUGUCAGAGACAUCCGGGGCCGCUCCCCUCUUCACUUGGCAUCCGCUUGCGGCCGUGUGGGUGUCUUGGGUGCCCUGCUGCAGGCCACCACCACCUCACACACUGACACACACCUCACUGACAACCAGGGCUACACACCACUGCACUGGGCCUGCUACAACGGAUAUGAUGCUUGUGUGGAGGUGUUGUUAGACCAGGAGGUGUUCAAGAAGGUUAAGGGCAACUCUUUCAGUCCACUGCACUGUGCUGUUAUGAACGAUAACGAGGGAGUGGCUGAGAUGUUAAUUGACUCCCUGGGCACAGCUAUAGUCAACACCACUGACUCCAAGGGCAGGACCCCCCUUCAUGCUGCAGCUUUUUCCGACCAUGUGGAGUGUGUUUCCCUUCUACUGAGCCACGGAGCUCAGGUAAACGUAGUUGACACACACGUGCGCAGGACACCGCUGAUGAUGGCAGCUCUCAAUGGACAGACCAAUACCGUGGAGGUGUUGGUGAGCAGUGCUAAAGCAGACUUGACACAACAGGAUACAAACAGGAACACAGCAUUACAUCUGGCUUGCAGCAAGGGUAAUGAGACGAGUGCCUUGUUGAUUCUGGAGAAGAUCAGCGACAGGAACCUCAUCAACUGCACCAAUGCUGCUCUCCAGACGCCCCUGCACGUAGCAGCCAGGAGGGGAUUGACGGUGGUGGUCCAGGAGCUGCUGGGGAAAGGAGCCAGUGUGUUAGCAGUGGAUGAGAACGGUUACACUCCAGCUCUGGCCUGCGCUCCCAGCCGUGAUGUGGCCGACUGCCUGGCGCUCAUCCUCAACUCCAUGAUGCCCACCUCCCCUAUGGUCACCAUAGCAGCUUUGCCUGCGCUUUCUCUCACUCAGACAGUCAUCAACCACCACCCCACCUCCAACCACAUUUCCAAAGGCGUGGCCUUUGACACCCCACCCCCUCUGAGGCCUGACCAUGCCUCCUACUGCAGACCAGAGUGCCCGCUGUCCUCUGUCACUGCGGACGAUGAACUGAAUGACUCAGAUUCAGAGACGUACUAAGGACAUACCUGCUAUUGGACAGAGCCCCACAAUAUUGGCAGGUUAGCCAGCCACUCAGGAGCCUUAAAAGAUCACUGACAAGGGACAAAAAGAGGGAGAAAAUAGAGCCAGUGUUCAGGUUAUUUUUAGGUAAGCCUCUUCAAAAGUGACCCUUGUUGGAAACCAGAUGUUUGUUUCCCUAAGGAGUAUACCCAUAAAGUGGAAAAUAAUGUACUAAAAUAUAGAAUAAAGUGAAUACACACUAAAUUUCUUUCAGACAGUAUCACUGUAUGGUCAGUAACAUGGCCAGUGUUUUUUUAAAAUUUAAAGCAAUGUUGUUUUUCUUUUUAAAUUAAGCUCCUACUCUUUGCGGAUACUUUCUGGAGUGGUUUUAAGCCUUUUCACAGUUUUUCCUUCAACUAUCACUAGAAGAGCAUCUACUGGAGAAAAGCUCAGAGGACUUUAAUUGCACGAUUGUCUAAAGAAAAAACAGAGGGGCAAUCUUAUGGGACCAGGAGAUUGAUUACUGUUUUUCCCCUCACUCACGCACAUUGGUAAUGCGUCAUUGUUUUUGAACCACUUUUCAAUUCGUGACUUGGAGAGGAAGUCAUUAUUGAAUCCUAUGAAUUUAUUCCAAGUGGACACUGAAUCUUUUGGAGCUGAUUGUGGCAGCAGGUUGAUGUGAGACCCAUUUACUGUAUGAUUGGUCCAGGAGUCAGUUGAUUGAUGACCCGAAUGAGCAGCCCAAGGAACUUUUAACUUGCAAUGCUGUAACUACUCAAUGUCUGUGUACUGUACUGGAGACAGGGGAAAGUGGCUGACACUGUGUAUAUGUGUGUGAGCGCGAUAGUGUGUGUGUGUGUGUGAGAGAAAUUAAUAAGUAUUGCCUUUUUGAGAACAAGUUACUUUCAGGCAGAUUAUGAAUGCUACUUGGUGCAAUGUUUGUAAAGAUUAAUGAAUGAAUAAAGAUAUUUGUUUUGA